AUGUUUGUCGCUAAUGGACUGCUCUGUCACUGGGACUCGAUAGCUGGUGUAAAGGUCAGGCAACUAGUUCUUCCCAGGGAGAGACGCGAAGAGGUGCUACAGCUGGCCCACGAGUCACUUUGGGGAGGACACAUGGGGCCAAAAAAGACUAAGACUCGUAUAAAGUAUAGUUUCUUCUGGCCUGGAAUGGAAAAGGAAGUGUCGGAGUACUGUCAGUCGUGCCAUAACUGUCAGAUUCGAUCAGACCGACGUCGCAGUGACAAAGUACCGAUUACCCCGCUCACAAGGCCUGAACAACCCUUUCAGGUAGUUAAUGUGGACAUUAUAGGGCCCAUUGAAACGUCGUCGGCGAGAGGGCACAAGUACGCGCUUUGCUUAGUGGAUUUAUGCACAAGGUGGCCAGAGGUCGUCUGCCUUCGCUCGUUGACUGCAAAGGCAACGUGCGACGCAUUGCUCGAAAUGUUCAGUCGCACGGGUGUACCAGAGAUGAUUUGCUCCGACCAGAGGACUAACUCCAAGUCGCAACUCACACAACUGAUGCUGGAGAGGCUGGGCUGCUCCCCUAGAUUUUCGACCCCGGAACAUCCCGAGAGUAACGGGGCGGUGGAAAGAUAG
Ixodes scapularis (black-legged tick) is the source of this 615-nucleotide messenger RNA. RefSeq lists its product as uncharacterized. The transcript has a single exon. Gene Ontology annotation, molecular function: nucleic acid binding. Gene Ontology annotation, biological process: DNA integration. The record is from RefSeq and is a predicted model, not a curated record. Bases 1 to 615 code for a protein of 204 amino acids. NCBI's taxonomy places the organism in Eukaryota, Metazoa, Arthropoda, Arachnida, Ixodida, Ixodidae.